CGGGUGGGCGGUUGUCUCCCGAGUGCUUGUGUUUGGUUCCUUGGUUGUGUGAGCUUGAGGCGUUUGGGUCCCAGUUUGUGUGGAGUUCUUUGUAGUGUUUGGUGUGGCGUCUGUGCGAUGUGUGAAGUUGUCAUGCCUGCUCUGUAGGCUCGAGUCUUCAUGUUGUGUGUGGUUAUGCGACGUAUACAUAAUCGUGUUGAAUUAUGUGGCGGGUGUUGUGUGCGGUCGAGGCGGUGAUGAGUGCGACUGUGGGCUGUGUAGUGUUUGCGGCAUGUAGCCGGGUAGCAUUCAUGCUGGGUGUAUAAUUUGAGGAUAUGUAGGUUUUAUGUUUAUUUUUAGCGUGGUGUAGGGUGUGAGGGGCUUGCAUAUGUUAUGGUUGUGGGGUCUGGCUUGGUGGUUUGUAGUACAUUUCUUUGGUUUGUGUUGUGUUUGGUUAUGUGAUUUUAGAGUUCGUUCACGCAUUCAUUCAUUCUUGAGGCUUUAUUGCGUUUCUUCAUGGGGAUAAGGUGGUGGGAAAAACGCACAUGGUCUCUGCCCUUACAGAACUUAGAGUCUUAUGUACUUAGUUAUUUUAUGUAUUUGUGAUUAUAAAUUGAUAUAAGUGCCCUGAAGGAAGUGCAGGAGCUGUCCCAUGGUAGAAUGCCUCAAUAAGGGGCAUUUCCUUGAGGAAGUAAGUUUGGGUUGUGAUGUGAAGGGCGUGCGUGUAUGUGUGUGUGUGUGUAGUGUGUGUGUUUGAUUUGUGGUUGUUAGGGUGAAUGCAUGGGAAGGAAGGGGGCUUUCAGAGUCAGGGCAUCUGAUGAACCACUAGCUGGGGUGGGAACUGGAGCUACUAUUUCAGUGACUGGAAAAGGGACUGAGAUCUGUGUGUAUAUAGUCAUGGGGUUUCUUAGAGGAAAAAAAACAGGGUCCUGGUGUUUCAUUUGUUUAUUUUCUGGGUCACAGCUACCCUUCAGUUUUGAGGACCAGGCAUUCCCUCUUCACAGGCCCUCUCAUCAGCUCCAUCCAAAGCUGAGGGUCAUGUAUUUCCCCUUACUCUUUCCUGUAGUUUGUGACCUCAGGAUUUUGCGGAGAAAUUUCUCCACUUUUGUGGAAUGGUUUUGUCUGGAUUCUCCCUAUGACUGGGAGUUUUUCUGAGGUGACAUUGGAAGUGACUUUGCCAUGGCCCAGUAAAAGUGAAAAUGUAACUUAAUUAAGCCCUGAAUUGUUUAAGCACCAAAUCCUUUUGUUUUUGAAGCAGUGAGAACAUUAGGCUUGCUGUUCAACUGUCAUUUAUUGGCUUAUAAAAUCUAGUAAACUCAUUGUAGAGAAAAUACUCUACAAAUAUAAAGCAAAAAGUAGAUUUUUCUUUUUACCACUGGGUUUCUAAUGCUCCUCCUUAGACUAAGGUUGGGAUUUUUGUUUGGUUGGUGUUGGUUUUACUUUUGUUUGUUUUUUUAGGGCAGACACUAUUUCUUUUUCUAUUUGCAUUUUUGACAUAUGUGUAAGAGCUCAGUACAUGUGGUUGGUUAAAUGACCAGGGUGAAGAGUCAAAAAUUUCUGUAUGUUGAGCUUCUCCUACUCCAAAGAGGAAACCUCAUCCAGGGCCAUGAUACCACUUCUCCAUCAUCUGUGUGCUGCUUGGUUAAGCUAAUGCUGUGAGAGCCCUGGUCCCUUGUGGAGAAAUCAAGCUGACUGUUGGCAUGAGGCCCCUGUCUUGCAGGGGUUGAAAGGGACACUGCUAUGGCUUCUCUGGAUGACCCUGGGGAAGUGAGGGAGGGCUUCCUUUGCCCUUUGUGCCUGAAGAACCUGCAGUCUUUCUAUCAGCUUCAGUCACAUUAUGAGGAAGAGCACUCUGGGGAAGACCAUGAUGUCAAAGGGCAAAUUAAAAGUCUUGUCCAGAAGGCUAAGAAAGCCAAGAACAGGCUGUUGAAACGAGAAGAUGACCGAGCAGAAUCAGGGACACAAGGAUAUGAGUCUUUCAGUUAUGGAGGGGUCGACCCUUACAUGUGGGAACCCCAGGAACUAGGCGCUGUGAGAAGCCAUCUUUCUGACUUCAAAAAACACCGAGCUGCCAGAAUUGACCACUAUGUUGUUGAAGUCAAUAAAUUAAUAAUCAGGUUAGAGAAGCUCACUGCAUUUGACAGAACGAAUACUGAAUCUGCUAAGAUACGAGCAAUAGAAAAGUCUGUGGUGCCUUGGGUCAACGACCAAGAUGUCCCUUUCUGUCCGGACUGUGGGAAUAAGUUCAGCAUCCGUAACCGCCGCCACCACUGCCGCCUCUGCGGGUCUAUUAUGUGCAAGAAGUGUAUGGAGCUCAUCAGUCUCCCUUUUGCAAACAAGCUCACCAGUGCCAGCAGAGAUUCCCUGAGCACCCACACCAGCCCCAGCCAGUCACCCAACAGUGUCCAUGGCUCCCGCCGGGGCAGUAUCAGCAGCGUGAGCAGUGUAAGCUCCGUCCUGGAUGAAAAGGAUGACGACCGGAUCCGCUGCUGUACACACUGCAAGGACACGCUGCUCAAGAGAGAGCAGCAGAUUGAUGAGAAGGAGCACACCCCCGACAUUGUAAAGCUCUAUGAGAAAUUACGACUUUGCAUGGAGAAAGUUGACCAAAAAGCUCCCGAAUACAUCAGGAUGGCAGCAUCAUUAAAUGCUGGGGAGACAACCUACAGCCUGGAACAUGCCAGUGACCUUCGAGUGGAAGUGCAGAAAGUGUACGAGCUCAUAGAUGCUUUAAGUAAGAAGAUCUUAACCUUAGGCUUGAACCAGGACCCUCCACCACAUCCAAACACUUUGCGGCUGCAGAGGAUGAUCAGAUACUCAGCUACGCUGUUUGUGCAGGAAAAGUUGCUGGGUUUGAUGUCACUGCCAACCAGAGAACAGUUUGAGGAACUGAAAAAGAAAAGGAAACAGGAAAUGGAGAGGAAGAGGAUCCUGGAGAGACAGGUUGUCCUGGAAUCCCAGCAACGGUUUGAGGAAAGGCGGAGUGACCUGGCGUCUCGUGCGGCCAACGGGGAGGUGGUGUCCCUUCGAGGGGGACCUGCCCCCCUGAGAAAGGCUGAGGGCUGGCUCCCGCUGUCAGGAAGUCUGGGGCAGAGUGAAGACUCGGACCCCCUCCUCCAGCAGAUCCACAACAUCACAUCAUUUAUUAGGCAGGCCAAGGCUGCCGGGCGGACAGACGAAGUGCGCACACUGCAGGAAAACCUGCGGCAGUUGCAGGAUGAGUAUGACCAGCAGCAGACGGAGAAGGCCAUUGAGCUGUCCCGGAGGCAGGCCGAGGAGGAGGACCUGCAGCGAGAACAGCUGCAGAGGCUUUGUGAACGGGAGUGGGAACGAGAGAGGGAGCAAUUCCGGGCCGCGUCCCUACAUACACGGACUCGGUCCCUGGACUUCCGAGAAAUCAGGCCUUUUCAGCUGGAGCCUGGCAGGGAGCCUCGUACCCACCUUGCUUAUGCUUUGGAUCUAGGCUCUUCCUCAGUUCAGAGCAGUGCAGCUGCGGAGCCCCCUGCGCCCAGCUCAGCUCUCGAGCCAGCCAGAGUGUGGUCUGGACCCCCAGCCCUUGGCCAGGAAUUCUUCCCCCAGAGCAUGAUUUCACAGCAAAAUGAGCUGGCCUCCCUAAACCCCUUCUAUGAGGAAGACCCCUCCAGCCCCACAGCAGGGGGCACUACCAGCCCUCCUGCCGCAGAGCAUUCCUUUGGCCCUUCAGUCUCCAUCCUCAAAGAAUACAAUCCUUUUGAGGAAGAAGAAGAGGAGGCUGUCGCAGGGAAUCCCUUCACUAACCCAGAUAGUUCAGCGCCCAACCCCUUUGAUGAGGAAGAUGAGCAUCCCCACCAGAGGCCCUCAAGCCCUCCUGUUCCUGGUAACCCCUUUGAGAUGGACAGUGACAGUGGGCCAGAGGGCGAGGAGCCCAUAGAGGAGGAGCUCCUCCUCCAGCAGAUUGAUAACAUCAAGGCGUACAUUUUUGAUGCCAAGCAGUGUGGCCGCCUGGAUGAGGUGGAAGUGCUGACAGAGAACCUGAGGGAGCUGAAGCGCACCCUGGCCAAACAGAAGGGGGGCACCGACUGACCCCACUGACUGUGGACGGGGCAUCUUUGGGCCCAGGGCCUGGCAGGAGCCUGUGGAGCAGGACAGGGCUGGUGGGCCCAGUGGGGAAGGAGGAAGGGUGACAACUAAGAUGCACACAGGUUAGGGCAGGGAAUCUGCUGUUUCGUGCUGUGCACUUGGAGGUUUUUCCACUACAGUUGAAUAAUAAAGUGGAAACCAGAACAGGAAGAAUCAGCAUUCAUUUGCUGUAUUUCCUGGGCUUUUUAAAAAAUAUUUUUUGUUUUUGUUUUUUUGAAUCGGGUUUUCCCUUUAGAAGGGAUUUUAAAUUUUCAUUACUGAGUAGAACUAAAGGCAGUUCUCUUGGGCAGCCCUCGUGUGUCCACUUGCUCCUGCCUAGUCUUUGGUCUUGAUGCAGUAUUAUAUAGGGCACUUUCUUUGGCCAAGACAGACUCGAUGGAUUCCUUUAAACCUUACUCUGGUCUGACAGAAGUCUGUCCCCCUAGGCUGUGGGUUCUUUCACCUGGGGCUUCCUCUACCCUGCUGGGUACAUCCCACCUGUGCGGCAGAAGGGGGAGCUACUGCUAUGAAGCCAGUAGUUUAGACCCAGGAGAGCCCAGCACCUCUUUUUAAGAGGGGGUGAUGGGGGGGUGAUGUUUUACCAGGGCAUUUCCCUGUCAGUUUAAGUCCUUGUUUGUCUCUUUCAGGAGGCUAAACGUCAGUGCAGGGGGAUCACUGGGUCUGACCAUGGUCUAUUUAGAAAAUAGGAGUGGUGAACUUUUCGGAUGAUGGAGGCAGUAGUAUUUGGGAGCAGAGUUGUCUACCCAAAUGUUGCUCUGAAUGACUGAUGGAACAAUUGUCUGUCCCCAGCAAAAGCUCCCUCUAGAACUUUGGUGAAAUUACUCUGACUUGGGCUUUUUCAGAGGGCCCAGUCUAUAAUUUAGGAUUGGUAAUCAGGAAGCUUUUGUGGAACAUUGCCAGGAGAAUGGAAGCUUCCCUGAGUCAAAAGAUAAAAUGAUUUUCAGGGCUAGUUGAUUAGCCUUCUUCCCUUUUGGUUCAUCCUGUCCUGACCGGGGGCACCAGUGGGGUAUUUUCCUACCAAUGUUUAGUAUUAAGAAACGGAAGUGUUUGAAGAGGCACAAUCCAGGAUCAUUCCAGUAGCACCGCAGUACUUGAACUCUUCAUCAAUUAAGGGCAAAAAGGGAAAUUGUUAAUUUAGCUCUGGUGCUUUAACUGAUGUCUGACAUCAUGAUACUCAAGUGUGCUCAGCUCUAGGUAGAGUUCCUGCAAUUAGGGGUUUCUGAUUAAAGAACAAUAACUGACCACUAGUCACUUUAUACCCCUUAACUAACUAUGGGUCAUCCUUUCACUGAUUACUGGUGUGAGAGCUGAGAUUCAUUUUGUUACCUUCUGGGAAGACCCUUGUUGGUCUUGAGAAUGUUUGAAGAACUGUGGUGUAAAGGUAGUCUGUAUUUUUGUUGACACUAUUCACAUUUCUUUGGCAUCUGUUGGAUCUUUGGGCUGAAUGAAAAGAUUUUGCAUAGAGGUGUGGGAAUGGGAUAUGGGUGGAGGGUGUGUGGAGGAUGCUUUGCGUUGGGGUUCUGUUCACAAAGGAAUAUGAGUGGAUUACUAAUGUCAACCAAGUUCCCAGCCUUGUUGAUUAUUGUGGUUGGGAAGUUGACAACCAGGUAUCUAAAGUAUUGCCUGGUAAGGCAUCUUUCUUCCUUCUCAUGCCCUUCCUGCUGUCGUUGUGGAGGGUUUCGUGGCUGGCUGGCAUGCUUCCUACUGCUAGUCUGUCAUUGCUCUCUGAUCGAAGAGGACGACACUCUGCACCAAAAAGCAGGUAGUUCCGGAAGCUAAAUGCUGCUUUCCAUCAUAAAUACUUUUCUCAUGAGAAUAUAUCUCUUCAUUAGCUAGUGAUUUCAAUUCAGACUAGUUUACUGAACAUACCUUUUCCUGAAGUCAACCCAGGUAGCAAUCUGUAAGUAACUAAGAGCAUUAAGAACCACACAUAUAAGAAACAUUAUUUUUAAACUUAAAACAAAAAACACUGAAUAUACUAAACCAAACUAAAACCUUCUGAUGUGAUUGAAUUCUUCCAUGGGUGUAUUCUUCCAUGAAUUCUUCCAUGGCUAUAUUCUCCUAUAGUCAUAGGCCUGACCGGAAUUAGAAUUCUCUAUCCCUAACAUUUCCCAGAAUUCACACAGCACAAAGUUGGAUUUACAGAGAUGGGUUAUCGUCAGGGUAGAUAAAGAUGGCCUAUGAAUUGCAGCCACAGCUUCAAGUGCUUACCUGAUGUGAGUAUUUCACUCUUCCUGCAGUCCUUCAAGGCAAACAGCUCCAUCUCACGAGAAAAUGAGCAAGUUCCUGAUGCAGCAUUGGCAAAUAUCCCUAGGCCUAGGUCAUGUAUGGAAGAGACUUUGGGAAUUCAGGCAUCAAAUGAAGUUGGCUUUUCUUUUUUACGCCUUGUUUGUAUUUUUCCAUGUCUAAUACACUAAGGACACUUACUCAUUGUACUUGCAGCUCAAUGUGUCUUUGCUGUUCGGAUACUAAAGUGUACUUCGGAGUCAUCAUGUACCAGGUGGUAGGUUGGACAUAAAUUGGCAUAAUUAGGCCUUGGUACUCAGAGAAGCUGGUCUCUUUACCAGGUCACAGACUAUCGAAGCAGAUUGUACUGGUCAUCUGACAAUGACAGCUUGAGGGUCAUUGUUUGCAUGCACUACUCUGGGGCCUUGUAUUGGAACCUUUUUUAAAAAAUAAACUAACAUGUUAGUG
Messenger RNA from Mirounga angustirostris (Northern elephant seal), 6792 nucleotides. It is a transcript of the gene RBSN, whose product is annotated as rabenosyn, RAB effector. The record is from RefSeq and is a predicted model, not a curated record. Lineage: Eukaryota; Metazoa; Chordata; Mammalia; Carnivora; Phocidae. The coding region runs from base 1720 to 4041 and encodes 773 amino acids. The transcript has 12 exons. Gene Ontology annotation, molecular function: metal ion binding.